Messenger RNA from Podospora bellae-mahoneyi, 5398 nucleotides. RefSeq lists its product as uncharacterized. The record is from RefSeq and is a predicted model, not a curated record. The coding region runs from base 2885 to 5398 and encodes 837 amino acids. The transcript has 2 exons. Lineage: Eukaryota; Fungi; Ascomycota; Sordariomycetes; Sordariales; Podosporaceae.
CAGCGACAAGCAAUGGCUGUUAUAUUGGUCAAAUAUCGGUGGCAAUGAAGCCCUCCAUCCUCACGGACCUCAGUGCCGCUGUUUGGCUGGCAUAAGAGAGAGGAACCGAGGAUGCAUAAAACACGGCAGAGUCAAUCUAUUUCACCACUUACAGAAGGCGAGGGGUCACUCUGGCUAAAUUCGAUACCACCUAUUUUACCGAGCCACCUCGCAACCAAACCUUUCCCUUUAGGCCACCAGAGAGUCCGGACCAUCCACACCGGCCCAGCACAUGACGCUUUCUGUUGAUUGCUCUCUGCCCACCGCACCGGCCACCCAAAACGGCGGCAAAACAAUCUCGACAUUUGUUGGCGUGGUGCCGGCUCUAGAGGACGGCAAAAGCCUGCACGACCUGCCCAUCGCGGACUCCGUCAAGCCUGAAGAAGCAGGUUGUCGAUGAAGCCGUCACCACCUCGACCUGCGGUGCGUUUUCAGUUACUGGUGCCCAAACUGGAAGGCGUUUCGUCUUCUCUGGCGUUCAGCCAUGCAUGCGGCUCACCUCCGGCAGUCACUCGUCAUGAACUGCUGGUCAGAAAUGCUGUCGAGCUUCGUCAUUCCAAACACCAAGCUCUCACACAUCCAAGAAAUCUCUGAAACUCUCUCAGCUCAGCUGCUGACUUUGUUAUGCAUCGGUCGUUUUUCUACUCUCGCUUGCCCGUGCAGCUCAUUGGCUACGAGACGGUCUGCUACCCAUUGUAACGUGAGUCGCAAAGGACUGACGGGAAUGGGGGAACCGUUUUUACGUUUUACGCGGUAUGGCAUUUUUUGAUGUUACUCGGUACCAUGGGUCCAAACCCCCGUUAAACAAACAACCGAGAUAACUGGCGGCUCAAGGCCUCAGAAAGGAUCCUCUCAUUCCAAACACGGUCCGCAUUCUGUUGAGACAACUCUGACUGGUUGUGCCCUCGCAGAUUCAAGACAUAUGAUUGUAUGUAGCUCACAACCCAAAACAGACAGGGCGGGCACAAGCCUCAGCGGAGUUGCGGGAGUCUAGCAGACGCCACAAUUCCUCUUGCCAGAUAUCGAGAUGCAUAUCCCGAUUCCCCCUGUCGGCUGACCGGCAGCUUUUCUCGCCGUCUUCUGGCCCCGUGUGUCGAAAGGUCUGUCAAUUGCCGAGCUCGGCCAAGAAAGCCAAGGAGGCCACCGUGGACCCUAGUCAGGCUUCUCCAGAUGUCGAUCGGCUUUGCGCACGUUAUCAUCCCCACCAGCUCAGCGCUACGGAGGAAGGCCCCGAAGGAGAGCAUGAACAUGAUAAGAUUGUACCCCAUUCUGAUGUUUCUGCACAGUGUUGUCAACAUCAAACGAUACCAAGUUCUAUGGGAGAGAUAAUGAUGAACGCAGAAGAAAAAGGGGCAUAUGUAGCUGCCCGGCCGCCUCUGCCUAUCGUUGCAGCUGUGGGAUCGAGGGUGGGCGGACCGAAAUGCCCCCUCUGAACCAAAAACCGCGUCUUUUGUGGUUGCAGCAGCGCCAUACAGCUGGCUAUGAGAGGGUGAAAGGGGCGGGGGGGAGGGGGGAACACAGAGGGCGCAGGUACGGGAAUAACGCAGGCUGCCAGCACGACCAGCGCCAGAGGGCUGCGGAGGGAGUAGAGUCUGGUACUGCCUCCCCAAUGUGGUGCUCGGCAGGUCUGGGCAGGGUGGACUUCGAUUCCAUCGUUCGGUUACACUGAUUUCGGGCUGUAGCUGACAUUAAACGAGUCGCCGACCUGGGAGGUUGCCAUCCAACUGAGCCAGUAGUAUGCACAUCAUUUAUUAACUUGCCCUUCCGGCCCAGCCCGAGCCAGCCAUCGUCCCUCUCGUUUUUCCCCGACUCAACCACGAACCUGUUGCUGCAGAAUAGAUAGCCACCACGCGGAGAGCCUUCCGUUCGGGGGGUGAGAGGGAGGGCUGUUUUGGGAAACUGUGAUGGGACGUGGUCGUCGAUGGCGACGUUGUGAGAUGUUGGACCAGAGGACAGAACCAGACAAGGCUCGGAACAUUUUCUUUUGUUUUCAAGAGCCAAGCAUUUUUACUUUAUCGAACGUCUUUCACUUGAAUCAAAACGGUCAGCGCUGGGCCCAAGUCGGUCCAGCCUCUUCUCCUCCCGCGCUCCCGUGUCAACCGGUAGCUGGCAGGUCUGGGGCCAAGAAACUGGCCAAUCGUGGAUCUUGACCCGAUUCACUCAAGUCCCGUCCCCUCGGAGUGGGCUGGCAUGGCUGGCCGAGCAGGGGGGAGGAAAUACCCUUGUCCCUCCAUCGGGUGCUUCGUUGCCCCUUGCUUGUCCAUCGGCCCUUGGCAAGCCUUUUCACCCCCGGAUCUCUCUUUCUCUCUUCCUGCUUGCCCAGCCUUGACCCUCUUGCUCGUUGUGGCUGGCCCGGCAGCUUUCCAAAUGAUCGUCCCACAGUGUUGUUAUUAGGCUCAAACCUAGCGUUGUGGAAAACGGAGCAUGUGUGAGGAGGAAAAGACCUUUCAAUCAAUCUUGGAUCUUGUGGCAUGCCGGGGAAGCGAUUUACACAGCAAUCAUUUUGAUGCGCGGUGGACAGACGCUGGGUGGUUGUGUUGUCUCAGGGCUUGGAUAAUACCCGUCCGACUCCCGAAUCCCUUGCAGGACGUUGUGUUUUGUGUUCGACAUCCACCCCAGUUCCCGUGGCCUUUUUCCAACGUAUCUCGAACAGUGCUGCUUUCUAUUCCCCCCUUCGAGGCGCCAUGGUUUCAGUGUCCUGAUGUCAGUAUACCGAUACAGCGGCUGAGGUGCAUGGAUGAGGUGGACAGGGCCCUACAUCAUCAUCACUCAACGAUAGAUUGGUCCUUGUGGCAAACUGUGAAGCUUUUUUCCCUCAGCAUACGAUCACCCACGAUAUAGCAGCAUGGUUGGGGGUAGGCGGUUGCUGCUUUCGAUCGCGGCGCUCUCUGGCGCUGGCCUCAACAAUGGAGUUGAAGCUCGGUUCAGGAGGCAAGAUGGAGCAGGUGUCGAUGUCGUCCAGAACGCUACAACACCAAUAUCAGAACCAACAACACCAGUCAUCACAUCAACUCCUGAUCCACCACCAACACCAAUAGACUUGCCUGGCACACCUACUACCUUCACAACCACCAAGAAAGUGCCGCCAAUAGGGCCGCCUCGACCUGGGAUAUCGGCUGCGGGCAUUAUCGAGCUUGAUGAGACCAUCGGGGUGGACGAUGAGGAGGAAGUUACUGUACUUGGCGGGGGUCUUUUGAGGCUGACUGCUGCCUCGAACGCGCAGCCUACGCCAGCAGAGGAGGAGUAUGUGUAUCCGGGGGAAUACGGCUCAGGUGGGACGUUGACGACCGACACCAACGCCUUCACACGGACUGUACUCCCGACCAGGGUAUCAGUUGUGCCAAAUUUGGGGACCGUCAGAGGUCCGCCGCCAGUCGAAACGACAACAUCGAUUAUAUCUCCUCCGAUCAGGACGCCACCAACAAGGCCACCCGCCAUCCCAGCCCCGGUCGCGGCCCCGCAAGAUGGGGUUCAGAAUAUUGAUCUGGGCGAUCCCAUGCAAGAGACGCCAGCACCAGAAGAGCAGGAGCCGGAGCCAGAACCGGAACCGGCGCCCGCACCAGCACCCGUGAUACCAGGUAUUCCGGGAGGUGGCCGUCCUGCCGGUCCUCCGGUAAGGACGUCAAAAAGUGUAGUAACCGCAAUCGUCACGGAAAUCGACCUGGGGCAUGGUAAUCCCGCUACCACGACAUCUACAUCGACGUGGAACGGGUACUCCAACUCGACCUUUGUGACGUCGGUGCUGUACCCCAACCAAACUACACCACAUAUCUCUACGCCCACAGCCACUCUUAGCUUUUGCCAACCUUCAGACUUGACUAUUCCCCCUACGGUAUGGUCGAUUGUCUACACAAGCACGCUGACUUGGUUUGGCAACCCUGAGGAUUACACGCCUGAGUAUCCCCCCAUCUCGACCCCGCCGGUUUCAUCGUGUGUCCCGUCACCACCCAGGUUGACCGUCUCGCGAUGCUCGUCUACAAGCACCGGAGAGGAGAACACACCUUGUUUUGUGACGGUCACAGCGUCCACGUCUUAUCCCUGGGGCUAUGGACCACAGACAAGCACUGUGCCCAACACUGUCACUUUUGUCACGACGGACAAGAACCCGGCUGUGAUUUACACCUCCAUGAAGCCACCUAAUUAUGGUGUUACCCAACCGCCACGGACUCAAGCUCAUCAUGAGUCCCUCACGGAAGAUGGCGCUGCUUCUCCCAUCUCGACGCCGUCGUACGGCUCUGAGCCCAAUAAUCCUGGCCCUAACAACCCGAGCAAUCCGAACAACCCAAGCAAUCCUAACAACAGCCCGAGCAGUCCAAACAACCCCAGCAAUCCCUCCAACCCCAACAACCCAAACAACCCAAACAGACCCCAACCCAUCGAAGAGUCCCGCUCAGCAACCAUAACCCGCUCCCCGGUAACAGUAAUAAUCCAACCAACCGCCAUUGUCAUAAACGACAACACAAUCAAAGACAACACGACAAAAAAAACCCAAGUCGUCAUCGUCUCGGGCGAGACCUUUACGAUCGACCCAACAAGGGUGGUAGGCGCAGACACAACCAUCGACCGCGUCACGGCCACAGGAGGAGGGGUGUACUACCCCUCCACGCCCACCACGACCUCCUUACGUGGCGUACAAGUAAUCCUGACCUCGUCCCGGGUGAUAAUCGGUGGAUCAACUUACACCUUCUCCCCCACCUCCACCAUCGCCGUAGUCAACGACGAGACAUUCACCAUCGGUCCCACGGCGAUCGCUGCCGGGUCACAAACCCUCAACCUCCCUGCUGCUCCUGUUCCGACAGAGGUCGUGGUGGUGGGAGGAGAGCUGAUUACUGCCAUUGGCCCCACCUUGGCCGUCAUCUCUGGGAGUACGAUAACUUAUGGUAGCACCGUCUCGACGACGACUAUAGGGGGUGAUGUCAUUACUUUUGGUCCUGGGGGUGUGACGGCGCAUGGGACGAUCACGCUUGGGGGGAGUGCCGCAAGGCCGGGGGAGACGCAGUAUGUCGUUGCUGGGGGCGCGACUAUCACCAAGAUUGGGGCGAGCGUGGUGGUGGUGAAGCAGACUACGUAUACUAUCGCGCCGGCGGCGGCGGGGGGUAUGGGGGAUAGGAUGGUUACCACUACUGUUGGGGGGGAGGUGAUCACCAUUGGGCCGGAGGGGGUUGUGGUCGGGACGACGACGAUGGGGUUUCCUUUUGGGCCUACGGUUGUUAUCACGCCUGGGGGGAGGGGAGGGGGGUUUGCUGCUGCUACGGGGGUUGUGGAGGGUGAGGAUGAGGAGGAUGGAGGGGUGGCGGUUGGGAUCAGCCGGGGGAUGUUGUUGGGGGUGGUGGUGGGGUGGUUGGCGUGGAUGGUUUGA